UAUUGUGUGUUUACGUUUUCCACGUAGAUGAGGACAGAACACUGACCUCUUCAGUACAUGAUUCAUUGAAGUCAAACUUAAUAUUUUAUUUAUGUACUUCAUAAAAGCGAAAGAUAGAAAACAAACGAUAUGUUAUUGUGAGGACAGAAAGGGGAAUAACCCUUCGAUUAGCCGGUACAGGCUAGCUCGCUAACUUUCCUUGCAUUGUAUAGUUAGCUAGUCGUUGUAGUCACUGUGCGCAGCGGGUUGUUAUUUGAUAGCUACACAUCCUAAGUGUGUACAUUAAUCAUGGCAACUAGGCGCUUGACCGAUGCCUUCUUAUUAAUGCGGAACAAUGCAAUCCAAAAUCGUCAUAUAUUGGCUGAGCAAGUGAGUACAUACGGCACCCGUCGUAUUCUGAGUACACGUAGCAAUGCUGCGGAUGCAGGGCCUUUUACAAAUGCUGUCUAUGAGCUUGAUGAGUUGGCUGAUGACCGCAUGGCCCUGGUCUCUGGGAUACGUUUGGACCCAGAAGCUGCCAUCGGAGUCACCAAGAGACUGUCGCCCAAGUGGGUAGAUGGGGUCGAUGAGAUUCAGUAUGACAUCACACGGGUCCAGCAGAAAACGAAGGAGCUGGCCGCCCUCCAUGACAAGCACAUGAACCGUCCCACCCUGGAUGACAGCAGUGAAGAGGAGCAUGCCAUAGAGAUCACUACUCAGGAGAUCACACAGAUGUUCCACCGGUGUCAGCGUGCGGUGAGAGGUCUGCAGUCUCGCUUUGGCCACUGCACAGAGCAAGAGGAGAGGCUUCUGAGAAACGUGGUGUCCUCGUUGGCAGGGAGCCUGCAGGAGCUGUCCACCAACUUCAGACACGCACAGUCCAGUUACCUGAAACGCAUGAAGAAUCGCGAGGAGAGAUCAAAGCACUUUUUUGACUCCGGUCCUCUAAUGGAGGAGGAUGAAGACAUAGCACUAUAUGACAGGGGGUUUACAGGUGACCAGCUGGUCCUGGUAGAGCAGAAUACAGUGAUGGUGGAGGAACGUGAGAGAGAGGUCAGACAGAUUGUCCAGUCCAUCUCUGACCUGAAUGAGAUUUUCCGAGACCUGGCUGGAUUGGUGGUGGAACAGGGCACAGUACUUGACAGAAUUGACUUCAAUGUGGAGCAAUCGUGUGUCAAAACAGAAGAGGGGUUGAAACAGCUACAAAAGGCUGAACAGUAUCAGAAGAAAAACCGAAAGAUGCUGGUCAUUUUAAUCCUUACUGUUAUAGUUGUCGUUCUAAUACUUAUUCUAUUUGGGACCAAGUUCUAGUGAUUCAUUCCUUUGCUUUUUGUAUGUUGUGUGUGCUUGUAUGAGGGUCUUAUCUGUACUUCAAAUGAUGUUGAUUACCUGUCCAACUUUUCAGUCAACAUCUGAAGAAUCAUUCUUCCAGAAUCUCGCGCUGUAUGACUCAUGGAGAUGUUGAAUGCAUGAUUCCUAAGAGAGGACAGCCAGGGAGAGUUCCUAUUUAACUUUGGAACAUGCCUGCACACACCCACUGUGCUCCAAUACCCUCUUGAACAUGACCAUAUCCAUGUGUCAUGGUACUGCUACAAAGAAACACAGAAAAAACAUAUUCAAUUCCCUUGUGGUCGACUACUGAUUUAAUUGUUAUGGCCAUAUAAUUUGCUUGGUUUUGGAGAAAAUAAGUGGUUUUCUUGUGAGAAAUAACAUCAUCUGUCCAGUUUUAGUGUAAGCUAUAGUUGUAUGCUCUGCUCUUCCAUGUAUGUUAUUCCAAGUGAAGAAUUCCUACAAUUCAGCUACUGCACAGAUGAAUACUGAAUGUCUAUGAACGAGGAACAUUUUGUCUCGUGGUGUUGCUUUUACGGACCCUGGACUUUGCAUACACUUCAUUCGUUGAGCAUUUGUUUCGUUUUCUGCUUUUUCAUGGGAAAAAGGGAGGGAGAAAUUACAAUGGUUUUUGUGACUCAGUGGCUGAAACUGAUUGAUUGAAUACCAAUAGUUCUGUUUGGAUUCAGACCAUCCUAAAUGAAUGUCUCUGUACCAACAGCAGUGUCGUUCAUGAUGGUGCACAUUUAGAUCACAUGACUGCUUUCUCUUGUUUUACGACCCUUUCUAUUGUUCGGUAUCACUAACUGAUACAUCAGUUGAGUUUAUUUAGUCUUUUAUACCUCUCACAGUUUGCACAUAUCGAAAGUCUGAUGAUUGGUUUCAUGUCUGUCAAACUACUAUCUGCUGUAUAUUAUGAAAUUAUUUAUUUUUAAAAUUUAAAUAAUAUAAAAGGUCAAGGGAUUUAGUCUAUGGCAAAGAUGUAUUGAAUAGCCUAAAUUGUGUCUGUGGCGGCCUGUGUUGGAAUGAACGAUGUGUUGCAAGCUUUUGCACUCAAAUUACCUUGCCGAUUCCGCUACAAAAUCAACACUACAGUUUCUUAUGAAGAAUGGUCCUGUUUUUUUGUAAAGAUAUGUGACCCAUUUCAUGUUAAAUUCUGAAUAGAUUUCAAAGUGUGCUCAAGUCUUUAUUACUGAUGAUGAAGCUGAAUUCAUUGUGAAGUCCCAAAUGGCACCCUAUUCACUAAAUAGUGUACUACUUUUGACCAGGACCAAUAGCCAGGGAAUAGGGUACAAUUUGGGAAGUCUUGGACAGAAUUAGCUAUUUCCAAAACAUUGUCCAAGUUCAGUUUUAUAUAUAUAUAGAUUUAUACACACUUCAAUUAUAAAUCAUAAUUGCUCA
This is a messenger RNA of Oncorhynchus gorbuscha (pink salmon), 2709 nucleotides long. RefSeq names its product syntaxin-16-like. The coding region runs from base 289 to 1290 and encodes 333 amino acids. Gene Ontology annotation, cellular component: membrane; SNARE complex; endomembrane system. Gene Ontology annotation, molecular function: SNAP receptor activity; SNARE binding. Gene Ontology annotation, biological process: vesicle-mediated transport; vesicle fusion; intracellular protein transport. The transcript is spliced from 10 exons. Lineage: Eukaryota; Metazoa; Chordata; Actinopteri; Salmoniformes; Salmonidae. The record is from RefSeq and is a predicted model, not a curated record.